AUGAUGAGCGGCGUGGUGCCUUCCUCCCUCCAUGUCCUCCUCCGCGCCGAGCGCGCCCUCUGCGACCGCGACGUCGGCGAGGUCCACAUCCCGCUGUCCGAGCUCCUCUCCGGCGCCCCCGACGGCCCCGUCCCCGCCAAGUUCGUCGCCUACCAGGUGCGCAAGAUCUCCUCCGGCAAGCCCCAGGGAGUCCUCAACCUCUCGUACAAGCUCGGCGAGGUCGCCAACGGCUACGCCCCCGCCCCGCCGCCCACCAAGGCCGACGCGUACCCACCUCCAUACGGCGCCUACCUGCCCGCCGGCGGCAAGGCCGACGCUGCUUACCCGCCCUCAUCCGGCUACCCACCCGCGGCAGGCAAGCCAGGCAAGGGGGGCGAACCGGUGACGGCUUACCCUUCGGCCGGUCCCAGCACGGCGGCGCCCUACGCUGCUCGUCUGCCGCAGUACAGCUCGACUGGUGGGGGCAGCGAUCAUGAUGAGCGGCGUGGUGCUCCCGCUGACGAACAAGGGACUCAUCUGAGCGAGUGGGUGGAUCGAUCGCCUCCCCCUGAUGCUCUGAUUGUUUUGGCAUGGCGAGAUCCUGCAACUGCUCCUCGAGACUGGGCACAGCGGUGGAUGCCAUACCAACCUUUCAGCUGGGCAAGUGGAGCACUCGAUCCUGAAGGCGCUGCUGCUCACAGUAGCUUGACAUCAAUCAAGAGGGGUGUCUGGGCUAUGAUUGCAUCCUUCCUUGCCUACUGCACGCUUCAGGCACCUUCAACAAUACUUAUUAGGCCCCACCCUGCUGUCUGGCGCCUGGUACAUGGACUGGCUGUCGUUUACCUCGUUGCUCUUACCUUCCUCCUUUUCCAGAAUCGUGACGAUGCUCGCCAGUUCAUGAAACUCCUCCACCCUGAUCUUGGAGUUGAAUUGCCAGAGAGAUCUUAUGGAGCUGAUUGCCGUUUGUAUGUUCCAGAAAACCCUAAAAACAAGUUCAUAAAUAUUUAUGAGACAUUGUUUGAUGAAUUUGUUGUUGCCCAUAUCCUUGGGUGGUUUGGCAAAGCUGUGAUGAUACGAAAUCAACUUCUACUUUGGGUCUUGUCGAUCGGCUUUGAGCUAAUGGAGCUAACUUUCAGACAUAUGUUGCCAAACUUUAAUGAGUGCUGGUGGGAUAGCAUUAUUUUGGAUAUCUUGAUCUGCAAUUGGUUUGGUAUUUGGGCAGGAAUGCACACAGUCCGUUACUUUGAUGGCAAAACGUAUGAAUGGGUCGGACUGAGCCGCCAACGAAGCAUCAUGGGUAAGGUUGGUCGAGGAAAAUGGCGACGUCUGAAUUUGAUCUCACGAUGUUUCGCCCAACGAAACGAUUCUUUCGCCGAAAGCAACACAAAGCAGAAAGAAAAAACAACUGUGUGUUUUUUGACUAAAACUCUGAAAGGAAGCAGUACUAGAGGGAGGCUACAGCACCAGGCACCGACCUUUUUUCCUCUAAAGGAUCUUUCCGUGCUCGCUGAAUCCUAUUCUAUUCUUUUAGCUUCAUUUGUCUCCAUGGACAGCACGACGACAUGUCUGCUCUUCACGCAUUCUGACGAGGACGACAAUGGGGUGUUGAUCUGGCGAUCUGCCACCUACUAUUGAUCUAAUAUUAAGUUUAUAAUUUUUAGGGGUUUCUUGGUUCCAUAAUGCUUGGUUUGAUUUGAUCAGCCAUAUGCCUAUGUAUUGGUUUUGCCAUUCAUUCAAUAGCAUGUACUUUU
Zea mays is the source of this 1730-nucleotide messenger RNA. RefSeq names its product CDP-diacylglycerol--serine O-phosphatidyltransferase 3. Gene Ontology annotation, biological process: phosphatidylserine biosynthetic process. Gene Ontology annotation, molecular function: L-serine-phosphatidylethanolamine phosphatidyltransferase activity. Lineage: Eukaryota; Viridiplantae; Streptophyta; Magnoliopsida; Poales; Poaceae. The coding region runs from base 1 to 1614 and encodes 537 amino acids. The transcript has 12 exons. The record is from RefSeq and is a predicted model, not a curated record.